This is a messenger RNA of Trichobilharzia regenti, 1385 nucleotides long. The record is from the annotation of a GenBank genome assembly. NCBI's taxonomy places the organism in Eukaryota, Metazoa, Platyhelminthes, Trematoda, Strigeidida, Schistosomatidae.
ACUAGCAUGCGUUCAAGGUCAUUGAACGUUGAAGGUUUUGGGGCGCUAUUCUUAAACUUCGCCUUUGUGUCGGGGGUGUUUGGUCUACGCAAAAACAUGGCAUAUCAACCUGAAGUUGUUCUUCCCGAGUUGUUCCCGGAGAAGAGUGUCUCAACAUUGCCAAGUGUACCGCCGCUUCCCCGCCCACCCAUGCUGCAACUAUCAUCAGAUUACCCACGUUGGAAGAAACGGAUGCAGGCGUUCCUCGACCUUGCUCCAGUGAGCCACCACUUCAUCCACGUCCUCAGCAGCCUAUCCGAGGACGCCUUUGCUCGCGCAAACGCCGCCGGGUUCAGCAACACCAAUUCUAUGCUGACUAACUGGGAGAUCCUCGAUCAAUGCUUUGACCUAAGGCAGAGCUCGCAACAUACCAUGCUCAAAUUCUUCUCCCGUCGGCAACUACCAGGAGAGAGUUUCCUGGAUUAUCUCCACGCUCUCCAGCUACUGGCAGCUGAAAUUGACUGUCACAAGGACCUCGCCAGCGGAGACCAGGCAGUGUGCACACGCUUUAUCGAUGGAUUGAUGCCCGGGGGACUGCGCACACACCUUCGACGUCAGCUUCCAAUCAGCACAGCCGAGUUACGGAGGAUUAUUCUUCGUUUCAUGGACACGGAGAACGACUACGCGUCUACACCAAGCAGCUCCAUAUGCCAAUUGCCAGCAGCAUCCACUGCAGCCGCAGUGACCCCCAUUCGCCAAGACCGUUCAAGAAGCCAACAGCGCCUAAAUGGGGACGUUCCGCGUCGCUGUUACUAUUGUCAACGCUUCGGGAAGAAGGCCCGCAAGUGUGGGCACAACCGCCAGCCGGACCGCAAAAGAAACACUGACGUGGUCUUACUGGAACAAGAGGAAGACGGUUUAUCUAGACUUGUUAUAAACGAUGAUAAUUAGCUCUUACUCCGGUUAAUUCAGGCCUGGGUUGGUUCAAAUAAACGCCUCUUCCUCGCCUUCUUUGUCUUCUUCCCUCGUCAGUUGUGGCUGUGGUCCGCGUGUGUUACACUUUACUGGGGACUGAUUUCUUGUUUGAUUAGUCGUCGUAAUUGUGUGAUGGUCCUUGCUACCUUUAUAUUUAGCCUUAGUGAUAGGUGAUCUCAAGCGCAUAAUGUCAAGUUCAUAGAGCAACGGCCAAAAUAACUCACUUCACAACUACAGCUGAAUUCAACUGUAGUACUUCAUCUCUCAUUUGAGGAGUCACGAGUGGUCGUGCAGAAAAUAUGACAUGUAGUUUACCAGUAUUAGAAGUUCUUUAAGUGGAUCGUCUUGACUUACUCUUGGACUGCGCAGUCGUAUAAGAAGUAUUGCAGUGACAUUGUACUAGUUUUUAAAUACAAAAGUCUCUCAAUUAU